This is a messenger RNA of Guillardia theta CCMP2712, 1620 nucleotides long. RefSeq lists its product as hypothetical. Gene Ontology annotation, cellular component: membrane. The transcript has 21 exons. NCBI's taxonomy places the organism in Eukaryota, Cryptophyceae, Pyrenomonadales, Geminigeraceae. Bases 1 to 1620 code for a protein of 539 amino acids. The record is from RefSeq and is a predicted model, not a curated record.
AUGGGUUGGUCCACGUCAGCUCCGCUGCUUGUCUUCCUCUCUGCUCCUGCAGCAGCGUUCCUUCCAUCUCCUCCUCUCAGAUCCUCCUUCCCCCUUCGCGGGGACUGCAGCACCUUCUCCUCUGCUGCCGCUGCUUGUGGCGCCCCGGCGUCUUUCUUGACAUGCCGACCUGCCUUGCCUUGCUCGAGAAGCCGACGGGACAGGAGGAGCGGACAGACUCUCCGAUGUCAGGUGCAGCAGCAGGAGGAGAGGCAGCAAAAGCCUCCCAUCUCCUUCUCGGAGAGCGGGCGAGUUCAGUUCUUCGGCGUGGAAGCAACAGCAGAGGUCUGGGCCAUCGCUAUAGUCUACUUCGUUCAAGGAAUCUUAGGGAUAUCGCGGUUGGCCGUCUCCUUUUACUACAAGGAUUCCCUUCACCUCGGUCCGGCGGAGCUUGCGCUCGUCUCAUCCAUCCAAGUUGCUUCACCUUCUGACUGCUCGAGCUCACACGCGUCAGAUGGAUUCCCGCUGUUCGGAUACAAGAGGAGAAGCUACCUGAUUCUCUCUGGUUUACUCGGCAGCGUUUCUUGGGCUUCACUUUCUCUCCUCGCAGGAUGCGCGAGCGCCAACUCGUGCGGCCUCCUGGGCUCUGUCCCUGCCGCAGCCUCGGUAGCUCUGGUCACCUUGUCGUCGCUAGGCCUCGCCUUCUCUGACGUGCUCGUUGAUGCCCUCGUUGUCACGAGGUCGCGAGGAGCAGAUCAAAGUACAGCAGGUUCUCUUCAGAGUCUCUGUUGGUCUUCCUCUGCUCUAGGGUCUCUCCUCAGCGCCUACGCGUCUGGUCAGCUGGUCCAGAGCUUCGGUCCAGCCUGGGUCUUCUCGUUGACGGCUCUCUUCCCUCUCAUCACUUCAGGAGUCGCUGGGCUCAUUGACGAGAAGCCCGCCGAGGAGGAGGAAGUCAUCGACGUGACCCCGCAGAGCAGCUUCUUCUCCCACCUCAAGUCUCAGGGGUCGCUGCUGUGGGGAGCUUUCUCUAAGAGGAGCAUCCUGCUGCCUGUGACCUUCCUCGUUCUCUGGCAAUCAACACCAACGUCAGGCUCUGCACUCUUUUUCUUUGAGACCAACGAGCUAGGCUUCACGCCUGAGUUUCUGGGUCGCUUGAGUCUGGUCUCCUCCCUCUCCUCCUUGCUCGGCAUCAUCAUCUACGAUCAGAAGCUCAAGCGCGUCCCUCUCCGCGUCCUCUUCAAGUCUGCAGCCUCCCAGUCUGCAGCAGCUCGCGUGACCUCUGCCAGGUGGAUCUGCUUGAUCGCCGUUGUGCUCGGCAUGUCACCGCUCCUGCUCGUCACGCACGCCAACCGCCUCCUGGGCCUUCCCGACCAGCUGUUCGCCAUCGGCGAUGACGUCAUCUUGACCGUCCUCGGGCAGAUCGCCUUCAUGCCCGUCCUCGUGCUAGGGGCUAACAUCUGCCCCCCCGGCGUCGAGGCAUCUUUGUACGCUGCCCUGAUGUCGGUGAACAACCUGUCCGGAAGUCUUGGUUCAGGACUGCUCCCUCUACCGUUCUUGAAUCUUCUGCCGAAGCAGGUGGCUAAAGAGGACGGCGAUCUAGUCAUCGAGGCCUCAGAGGAAGAGGCAGAGGAAGCGAAGUGA